Messenger RNA from Phaeoacremonium minimum UCRPA7, 2451 nucleotides. Its product is annotated as putative secreted protein. Bases 1 to 2451 code for a protein of 816 amino acids. The record is from RefSeq and is a predicted model, not a curated record. NCBI's taxonomy places the organism in Eukaryota, Fungi, Ascomycota, Sordariomycetes, Togniniales, Togniniaceae. The transcript has a single exon. Gene Ontology annotation, biological process: carbohydrate metabolic process.
AUGGCUCACCUCAAUGCCUGGUGGCUCUUCCAGAGCGUCGUUUGGAGAGUUGCCGCGAUGAUCAUCAGCAAUGGGGCCAUACCUGCGGCUAUGUCCUCUGCUUCUGGCUCAGCAUUGGUUGCCGGAGUCCCUCCCGACCCCGGGCCAGGCGGGACUGCGCCUGUACGUCCGUUCCGCCUCGACCAGGUGAGGCUCGGUGGCGGGUUGCUGCAAGAGAAGCGUGACAGAAUCAAGACGUACCUGCAACACUAUGAUGAGCGCCGGUUCCUGGUGCUUUUCAACAACCAGGCCGGCCGACCGAAUCCAGAUGACGUCGAGGUGCCCGGAGGUUGGGAAGAUGGCGGGCUGCUUAGCGGACACUGGACAGGCCAUUUUAUGACGGCUCUUUCUCAGGCAUACGCCGACCAGGGCGAAGAGAUCUUCAAGUCCAAGUUGGACUGGAUGGUUCACGAACUAGCGGCAUGCCAAGAUGCGAUUAACGCUCGUCUAAACGGUAAUGUGACGGGCGAGGGUAGUGCUUCCUGGAUUCCGACAUACCCAGGCUACCUCGGUGCUCUUCCGGAGGACACCGUUCUGAGGCUCGGCCCGCCGCGUUUCGCUGUCUAUGGAGGUGACCCUGACAAAAACACCUGGGCACCUUGGUAUACACAGCACAAGAUCUUGAGAGGUCUGCUGGAUGCCUAUUACAAUACAAAUAACACUCAAGCUCUUGAAGUUGUUGUGAAGAUGGCUGAGUGGGCUCACCUCGCCUUGACCAUCGGUGAUAAGAACCACCCUGAUUACCAGGGUAACAUAAGCCGCGACGACCUCAAUUACAUGUGGGACGUUUACAUCGCCGGCGAAUAUGGAGGGGCCAAUGAGAUCUUCCCCGAGGUCUACGACUUAACUCAUGAUGCCAUGCACUUGGUCACUGCCAAGGCCUUUGACAACCGUGAGUCACUGUUCGGCGCGGCUGUGGAGGACAACGAUAUUCUAGUUGUUCUACCGCAGGACAUCCCCGGCCGCCGUCGCCGUGAGAGGCUACAUGCAAACACGCAUGUUCCGCAGUUCCUUGGGUACAUGAGGGUCUAUGAACAGAGUGGAGAGCAGGAGUACCUUGACGCCGCGCGAAACUUCUACAGGUGGGUGGUCCCACAUCGACAGCUCGCCACUGGCGGCACGGGGGGCAACUACCCCGGCCACGAGGACAACAACGAGCUGUUCCAAAACAGAGAUAACAUCGCCAAUGCUCUCAACAAGAGCGGCGGCGCAGAGACGUGUACGACGUACAACAUGCUCAAGCUAGCCCGGAAUCUGUUCAUGCACAACCACAGCGCAGCCUACAUGGACGACUACGAGCGCGGCUUGUUCAACAUGAUCACCGGGUCGCGGGCAGAUACAAACAGCGUCGACGACCCUCAGCUCACGUACUUCCAGCCACUCGGACCGGCUACGGCUCGUGAGUACGACAACAUCGGCACUUGCUGCGGCGGCACGGGGAUGGAGAGCCACUCCAAGUACCAAGAGACGGUCUACUUGCGCUCGGCCGACGGCUCCGCGCUGUGGGUUAACCUGUACGUCCCGGCUACUGUGCACUGGGAGGAGAAAGGCUUCACGGUCACGCAGGAGACAGCAUUCCCACGGGUGGGCUCAUCCAAAUUCACCGUCACUGCAGGUGACGGCCCGCUAGAUAUCAAGCUCCGAGUGCCCGUCUGGACUCGCGAGGGCGGCUUCCGCGUCACCAUCAACGGAGAAGAGCAGUCAGGACAAGAUGCCCAGCCCAGCACAUAUCUGACCCUGAGUCGUUUUUGGCAGACUGGCGACGUGAUCGAAGUCGAGAUGCUGCUCAGCAUCCGCGUCGAACGCGCCAGGGACCGCCCAGACACCCAGGCCAUCAUGUGGGGCCCAGUACUGCUGCAGACCCUCGGCACGCCGCCGAGCGGGGACGGUGCCGACGGAUUCUGGCAGCUAUCGCUGUACCGGUACCUGAAGCUAGAUGGCGACUACUCGCGGGCAGCGAUCAGGCAGACCGGAAGGACCGCGGCCGGUGACCCGCUCUUCGCCGCCACCGCCUUGGAGGGCCGCAACGUAAGCGUGAGACCUUACUACGUGAGUGACGCACAGGCCGUAUCAUCAUACUUCCGACGUGUCGAGCCGGUUGUCGUGUUUGGGUCCGUCGACACCGGAAUCCCAAACCGCAAGCGCAACGACGAACUGCCGAGCUACGACGUACCCGUCACCGGGGUCGAAUCGCCAGGCACGGAUGGACCGACAUUCCUCGACCUGCUUUGGGACCAAGCUCCUUUUCCCAUGCAAGCCGAUUUUAUCGAGGCAGUUACAUCCACUGCGGAUUCAUUCGUUGCCCUUGGCAUUUACACCGCCGAAGAGCGAGAUGUCAUUGUCGCCAAGGCGGACGAGGCGGAGCGGGAGCUUGACCCCGGGUAUACUCAGCGGUGGCGGAGAAGCACAUGA